This is a messenger RNA of Stylophora pistillata, 2172 nucleotides long. RefSeq names its product transmembrane protein 26. The record is from RefSeq and is a predicted model, not a curated record. NCBI's taxonomy places the organism in Eukaryota, Metazoa, Cnidaria, Anthozoa, Scleractinia, Pocilloporidae.
AUGUUAAUCACGCGAGAUCACUCACGCAGUACCACAUACCGAAGGAUCGUGUUUCUAAGGAAGUCAUCUCGCUCUUAAUCUGCUAUGGUUUUCUUUACCUUCUUUAGCGGGAUCUUCACUCGUGUUAUCUUUCUUGUGCACGGAGUAGUAAGUGUGUAUCUUGUGUUUCUUUAUAAGGAGAAUGACACAAUCUACUGGUGGCUAUGUACUGGACUGUUUUUACUUUUGAUUGAAUCGUUUUACACUAUCGUCAUCCGGAAAGGCCAAGAGUAUAAAUAUUUUUGGCCAAGCAGCUUUUUAUACAUGUCGACUUUGAUACCUACCAUCUGGGUGGCUGAGUUGGCUAUUUUGAAUGAGAAGCUCAAAUCAGGUCCAGAAAACUGCACGUUAGAUACCGAACAGAAUUAUGAUAAAAUAGGCGGACUGAUAACAGUGAGGACAGACUCUAGCCAGCUGGCACAGAAGUUUUCCAAACUCGGUCUGAUCCUGUUGAUUAUUGUAGGCCGCUGGUUACUUCCCAGAGGAGAACUAACACGUGACCAGCUUUCUUCACUUUUAUUAGUUUACGUGGCAAAUGCUGCGGAUAUCAUGGAGUUGUUUGAAGUUUUUGAUCAAGAACCAAAACUGUGGUGUAUAGAGGGCGUGGCCCUAGCUGUCCUGGCCACAUAUACUUGGUCCUUUCUGCAGUUUUCCCUCGUGUUUACUGCCACAGCAGAAACUGUUCCCGACACAAAGGAAAUACCGAAGACGCCAACCCUAGAGGAAAAUAACACUGAUCGAUCGCGCGACGGUCAAACGAAGUUACCAAAGUAUAUCAAGAAACUAAUAAAACAGAAGCAAAAAAAUGAACUGACCAAGAUUGAAAAGUACACGGAUUUACGUGCAGCUGUCGACCAAAUGAAACAACUCAAAGCUUACAAAGAUCGCGGCAGACAAGCAAGGUUCUCUAUACACGACACAGCAUUAGAGGUUGUGCAAGUACAACGAGAAGUUCGACGUGAGGAAGAAAUCCUCGAGAAGCAGAUCAAACAAAGACAAAAACUUAAACUGCACGGUGACUUGUAUUCAAUUUUGACUUUAAUGUUGAUGCAGGAUGGACCAUUUCUUAUCGUGCGCCUUGUCUUGAUAAUUGCUUAUGACGUGCAAGCUCUAUUACAUAUAUUUUUCACGGGAAAGAAUGCAAUGGCAUUAGCUUUACUUAUUUACAGGCUAGUGAUUUUGGUAAUGGAAUCGAGUGAAGACGAGGAAGAAACUGAUAGAGAUAGUGAGUUUUAUAUGGCGUUAGAGGCAUAAAUGUAAAGUUCCAACUACCAAGUCUUGUGCAUAACUUCCAAGGAAUGCAAAAUCAUGUCGAAACUGAUACGAUGGGUUCAUUGACAGCAAUUUUUUUCAUCCGUCACUCGACGAUGACUUUACACCGACCAUAAAGGAUUUGAACAAGACGGUUUCGAAGCAGCAGAGGAUUUAGCACUUCGUUCAAUGCCGAGGAAUUUCAGAACAGAACAAAAGUUGGGAAACGUUUGUUCUUUGGGCGUGUUCGCCUCUUGCAAUCGAACGCACUAUUGUUUUAUAUUACACUGAGGAACGGCCGACCAAAAUGAGAACUUCCUCUGUGGCUGACUACACGCCAUUCAUAAGUCCGUGUGACAGGCAGUCAGUAGGAUCAUAAGUUUGUUUACCAUUUGUUUACCUCUGUUUAUCAUCUGUUUACCUCUGUUUACCAUCUGUUUACCUCUGUUUACCUCUGUCUAUCAUCUGUUUAUCAUCUGUUUACCAUCUGUUUACCUCUGUUUAUCUACUUCAUUACAUUUCUCACCCUUUCCCUUUCAGUAUCAUGAUCAGACAAACUAAUAGUGUUCUCAAAAAUUAGAUAAGUUACUCUCAAUUGCCAUAACAAACAGUUUAUUACACUGCAGUGCAUGGUUAAUAAUAUGUGAUGGUUCUUGUUUUCACCCAGUUCUUUCAAAUAAACUUAAUUCCUGGAAGAAGAAAGGAAAGUAAGUGUGCCAAGGGCUCAUAAUCUGGGCCACUUUUUAAAACACUUAUUGUAACUUUGUACACUUAAAAGUAUUUAUUAAUCACCUAACUUAUCAGUAGAUUUUAGAGCUUUAGAAAUAUUAAAAAAAAAAAAAAACACUUUCCCCAAGAGAUUCGAAUAUUGAAAAAUUUUUA